Molecule: messenger RNA, 1605 nt
Organism: Alternaria arborescens
Lineage: Eukaryota; Fungi; Ascomycota; Dothideomycetes; Pleosporales; Pleosporaceae
Exons: 2
Coding region: 1-1605 (534 amino acids)
Source: RefSeq, a predicted model, not a curated record
AUGCUUAAACAAUCCCGCCAGCCCAUACACGAGUAUGAGCUGGUUCCACGCGAAUCUCUCGAUGGCGACGACGAACAGCUUGUCGGCCAGGAACCAGGCGCCUCAAGUUCGUCGCGACACUCGUGGUUGCACCGCCUGAGCAGCCGCUUCAAUGCUGUCAACAAGCUCUCUGAUCGCGCUGUAUACGCUCACUACGUCACACCGCGCCGCCGGAAACGGUCUAUAUUGCGGCUGAUCUAUUGGACUCUGUUCUCUGUGCCUUACAUCCUCAUAGUUUUAGUGCUGGUCGCCGGUAUCUUCUUCCCGAGUUACACAGUCAGGCCUCCACACUACGAGGAACUGCGCAAGCGAGCCACUACCACGGGGCGCGCAAACCCCUACAACGAGAAGAUCUUUAUAGCCGCCUCGCUUGCCGAGACCAAGGGCGACUUGACGUCUGGCGCAUGGGGAAGGGAGGUCCUGGAGCUGGUAGAGCUGCUGGGACAGGAGAAUGUGCACCUGAGCAUAUAUGAAGACAACCCCGAUCCAGUGACGAAACAGUCGUUAAUCUCCUUCCGCGAACAGGUCAAAUGCAACUCCACCAUUGUAUCCGAAGAUCUUGAUCUCGCUACCCUUCCCCACAUUACGCUACCCAACGGCGACAAACGCCUCAAGCGCAUCGCCUUCCUUGCCGAGGUGCGCAACCGAGCCCUUGCCCCGAUCGACAAACACGGCGUCAAGUUUGACAAGGUCCUGUACUUGAACGACGUCAACUUCGAUCCCGUUGAAGCUGCCCAACUCCUCUUCGCAACCAACAUCGACUCGACCGGACGUGCCGACUAUGCAGCGGCAUGCGCUGUCGACCACAUCAUGCCCUUCAAGUUCUACGACCGCUUCGCCACGCGCGAUUUCGACGGCAUGAUAACUGGCUUGCCCUUCUUCCCGUGGUUCACCAGCGCGGGAACAGGGACCAGCAGGGCCGAUGUGCUCGCAGGGAAAGAUGCGGUGCGGGUGAGGAGUUGCUGGGGCGGAAUGGUGGCUUUUGAAGCCAAGUGGUUCCAGGAGGGGACCGGAGCACAGCCAGAACCCGCAAACCCACAGAACGGGACGCCUAAUCACAGCAUCUUCCCACUUCGGUUUAGACACGACAACGAAACGUUCUGGGAAGCGUCCGAGUGCUGUCUGAUCAACGCAGAUCUCCAGUACCGAAUGUCUGGAAAAGGCCGGCCUGCGGAAUCUAGGAUAUACAUGAACCCGUUCGUUCGGGUAGCAUAUGACGAGAAGACCCUGAGCUGGCUCUCUUUUAUUCGUCGCCCGGAGAAGCUCUACGCUCCAAUCCACGACAUUCUCAACUACUUCGUUGGCUUCCCUGAGAAGAAGGCGCGCUUCGCUGAAGAGCCUGGUGAGCUCGUAACAGAAAAGGUCUGGAUCUACGACCAUCCGGCUGCAGCUUUUGCACAAAACGCCACCGAAGCCGAUCUUGAAGGUCACUAUGAGGAGCAAACACGGAGAGCGGCACCUGGUGGUUACUGUUCAUCGCCCAAUCUCCUUGUCAUCAAUGAGAAGCCCGAACACGGCUCUGGUGCGUGGAGCAAGAUCUUUGUUCCAAGACCCCCCAAGUACUGA